CUGCACUACUUAAAGUGUUUUAAUUGAGAGGAUUUGGCUAAAACUAACAUCUACCAUGUAAACUUUAAUCAUUGCGAUCAUGAGCACUAAUAAUUGCAAAAGUAUUAUUUCAGUUAGUUUCGUACUUGAGAAUAUCUGUCUUGUGAAACAUACAACGGUAGCUUAAUUAUCGAUCCGCCAUUUUAAAACCACUUACAGCAUCGCACAAAACAAAUGCAAUCUGAUUUACACCCUGUCGAAAACGUAGGCGAUCUUGUUGAUUGAAGAAUCCAUAGGAACAACGUUCCGAUUCAAUUGCUUAUUGUUAUUUUUAUUAUAAUAAUUAUUAUAAAUAUUACUAAUAUUACUAUUUAUUAUUAUACCAGUACGGCCAACUCGAUAGUGCACUUUACACGAACACUAUGAUUACAAAGUCUUUAAUACAUACGUGGUAGGAUAGUACAAAUAGACGCAAUACAAAGUGUGACACUAAUGGUUUGUAUAACGUUAUGUAAAAAAAAUACAGUGCCUUUAACAUAACGCAAUUGAAUUAAUCCGUUGUCAAACGAUGGCAAAAAAAUCGCUCUAGUUGUACCUGCUUGUUCAUAGUUUGCAUGCUAAUUUUAUGCAAAAAUAAUCAACAACUUCUGACAAAGGAUCCACACUAUCAUUGUAGGGCAGCACCUGAAGAAUAACUGCCUAGGGAUAUUAAUUUACGAAUAUUGUCACACUACUGCUCCUAAAAAAUAAUUACUACCUGAUAAGGUUCUCCCUGGGUACGCACAAGGAUAUCAUGAAAUGUAAAACGAUAUACUUUCAUUGGAUAUGUUGGUGGCCGGUUCUCCGUCCAGAGGAUAGUCCGUUAGUUCCGAUUCAUCCGUGCGAGUGUGUUCUUCUGUCCGUGUCCAAUGAGAUCCUUCCGCAAACGAUUGCGUCGCUCAGUCAGGGCGGAAGUGUUCCAGGAGUACUGUGCCAACAGUUCCAUCCACGGUGUGCGUUACUUCGACCGAGAUGAGCGAACUUCCUGUGAAAGAUUCUGGUGGCUAGUGGCUUUCCUUCUCUCGAUGGCAGGAUGUGGAGUGAUGAUUUACAAGACGUACGUCAAAUGGAACGAAGUUCCAAUUAUUGUUACCUUUUCGGAGAAAACCACACCUGUCUGGGAUAUGCAAUUUCCCGCCAUUACCAUCUGUCCCGAGACGAAAAUGUCGUCGGAAAAUUUUAACUUCACUGCCGAAAUUAAUAGUCUACGGGAAAUGUACCUUCAUGCCAACACUACACCGAGUGAUGAAUUGUAAGCAUUGA
Anopheles funestus (African malaria mosquito) is the source of this 1281-nucleotide messenger RNA. RefSeq names its product pickpocket protein 28-like. Gene Ontology annotation, molecular function: ligand-gated sodium channel activity. The transcript is spliced from 2 exons. Gene Ontology annotation, cellular component: membrane. The record is from RefSeq and is a predicted model, not a curated record. NCBI's taxonomy places the organism in Eukaryota, Metazoa, Arthropoda, Insecta, Diptera, Culicidae. The coding region runs from base 888 to 1274 and encodes 128 amino acids. Gene Ontology annotation, biological process: sodium ion transmembrane transport.